AUGUUAAUUCACGGCAUGUGCGCAAUCUGCGGGGAGAUAUUCAUCACGAACAAUAUAGCAGCUCUGCACUGUGGACACACUUUCCAUGCUGAUUGUAUUCAAGAGUGGUUCAAGCAUACCGAAACUCCCACUUGUCCGAAUUGUAGAACUCUCACUGCCACUAACCAAGUGGUGCGUCGCCUCUUCUUCAGUGUUUCCGAUGAUACAACCCUCGUUGAUGAACUAAUGAAAACUCUUAGUGAGAAAAAGUAUGCUUUCUCAUGUGCUCAAGCGGAAAUACGGGAACUCAAAAACGAUUAUGAAAACCUGGAAAUCAAGCUCGCAAUGGAAUUCGUCGAAAAAUCUGAGCUUUUGGAGAGAGUUGCUUUGUUGGAUAGUCAGAAUGGCAUCCAAAUUGAGCAGCUGGACGAAGCAAAGAAACUACAGAAAAAGCUCGAAGCAAAAUUACGUAAUGAGCGGAAACAGCUGAAGAAACUUAGGAAAAAGAAGAGAGAUUUGGAAGCACGGAUCGAGAGUAUGGAAGAACAAACUAGAGUUUCAAAGAAGAAGGAGAACGAUUUGGAAAAACUUGUUAAGAGUAUGGAAGAACAGCUGAAGAUUUAUAAGAAAAAGGAGAGUGAUUUUGGAGAACUCGCUAAGAGUUUGGAAGGAGCACCGCAGAUAUCAGAGGAAGAAGAGCAAUUUUAUGACUGUUAA
This is a messenger RNA of Cylicocyclus nassatus, 696 nucleotides long. The record is from the annotation of a GenBank genome assembly. Lineage: Eukaryota; Metazoa; Nematoda; Chromadorea; Rhabditida; Strongylidae.